AUGGCAGAGCCUGAAGUUCAAUUCCAUGACCGACGGUGUCAGCCGAAGCCCUUCGGAAGUCCUCCCCAAAGGACUGCAACGGUCGACCGCCAACGCGCCCUUUGUGGGACGGCUGUUCUCAAGGAAGUUUCGGAUGUAAGGAUUGGUACAGCCCUGUACGGAUGUGCGUAUCAUACCUUCAUCCUUGUCGCUUUCAUUGUCGCCGCUGCCGGCCAGGCGUCUGCUAUCUGUGCUGGCUUCAACUACGGUGUCGGAAACCAGCAGAACUUGGGUGGCGGUGUUUCGCGCUGGACUGUUUACGAUGACGGAUGCAAGGCUGUUGACUCCCUUACGACGACCGGAAACCCUUGCACCUCCGGUACCUUUGGGUGCAGCCCCCCUCCCGUUCACUUCAAUAGUUACACCAACACUUUCACGGGUCUGCACUAUGCUUGCCGUACAGAUUCAAGCUCUGGCAAGUGCGGCAACGAUGUCAUUUCAGUCUGCUGCCGCAAUGACGGCAAUUGA
Peniophora sp. CBMAI 1063 is the source of this 507-nucleotide messenger RNA. Lineage: Eukaryota; Fungi; Basidiomycota; Agaricomycetes; Russulales; Peniophoraceae. The record is from the annotation of a GenBank genome assembly.